ACUGUUCUUCUGCUUUUUCCAGGUAUCGAGACACCCAGCUUAAUCCAUAUCGACACAGAAGGACAGGCUAACCCAACAGAGUGAACCUAGAAACCUGUGUCAGGAAAAAUAUAAAGCCAUGUUCCAAGCUAAGGGCCCAGCCGGUACUGCCUCCACACAUGAGGCCAAAAGUGACUCGGGAACACCCACUGUGCAGAGAUCCAAGUCAUUCAGCUUGAAAGCCCAGGUGAAAGAGUCAUGCAGCGCCUGCCAGAAGACAGUCUACCCCAUGGAGCGUCUGGUGGCUGAUAAAUUUGUUUUCCACGCCACCUGCUUUUGCUGCAAGCACUGCCAUGCGAAGCUCAGCCUGGGCAGCUAUGCAGCUCUUCAUGGAGAAUUCUACUGCAAGCCACACUUCCAACAGCUCUUCAAGAGCAAAGGCAACUAUGACGAGGGUUUUGGGCGCAAGCAGCACAAGCAGCUGUGGUUGCAGAAAGAAGUGCAAGCUGGGGCUGAGACAGCAUGACUCGCCAGGUCCUCUUUCCCUACCGUGAGGGCCUUGGCAGGGGGGUGAACUGAGCUGAUGAGGGGGCAGGCAAGGCUGCUGUGAGCAGGAAGGGCUCAGCAUGGUGGAUGCCAGUGGGUUGAAUGACUUGGGUGAUUGUAGGCCCUGGUGCUCCAUGGGUAAAUCCAAGAACACCCCCCCGCCCCCCAAGGACUGGGUGGCCGUGGAGAAAAUGAAGGCUUUGUGCCAAUCAUGCAGGAACAGGCACAGGCUGUGAGCACUGGUGAGAUAUAUGCCCUCGAUGUGGAAUUUAUCUCCUUUGGCCAGAACUCAUGCCAUGGCUUGCACAGAUGUCUCCCUUCACUGUCAGAACCCACUCUGGUAACCCAGCCAUACACACUUUCCACAAACCUGCUAACACAGCUGAAUUUGGUGAGUUGACAAGUUACUCUGUCUCUUGCCUCUGAAUGAUAGAACUUCUGGAAGGUUCUAGGUGAACACCAAGCUUGCCAGAAUCCUCAGUUCAAAAAAGAUUUGCAAUCUUAUUAAUUCUAGCAGUUGUGACAGGUCACUUUCCAUUCUGAAUGUCUUGGGUCCAGAAGCCCUGCUUCCAGAAGGACAUUUUACAGUAGGAUAGGGAACAUUUGUCCCAGGGUAUAACUGGAAGGCCUUUGAUAUAACAAACUUGCGGAAGUUCAGCAGAGCCUGGGAAUUCUGUAAAUACUAUCUGGAAUUCCGUGGUCUGUAAGUGACAUUCUGACCUUAGUAAAAAACAUGUGCUUUCACUUUUCUCCCUUGGUGAACAGACCUAAAGAAAGGGAUGGGUGUGUGUUUGUGAUAAUACAACAUCUGGAAUCUUCUACACACCAUAUGCAAAAGUGAUGGUAAAUUGGGCCAAGAAAUAUGAUUCUAAACUUUGCAUUCUCAUUUACAUCAGCUCAGCUCUGCCCAAAUAUUCAGCCUUAAACCCCGGGAAGCACUUGCUGGCCUUUUAUAUUUGCCUUUUUGAUGAUAUGUGAUAAGCAUGAACAUGUGUUAUGGCUAAAACCUCAUGGUUUGCUCUUUUUUUAAAUAUUAUUUUUGUAAUACAGGUUUUUUGAACAUUUCUUGUUACAUGUUGUUUUAUUAAAAGGUUUGAGAACAGGGGCAGCAAGUUUGCAGCUGGUUAACAGAUUUUCCAUACAUCAUGAAAUGGGGGCAUUAAUACAGCAUGAGAGAACAGAAGCUAUCAUAUUUGUUAAUAAGUUCUAAUUUUACAUGUCAUUUUAGGACUGAAGAACCUUUGAGAAGAGUUAAAAUGUUUAUUAAUUCUCUUGUGUACCAAAAAGCAUGGAUAUUGUAAGAUUGCCUUCCUUAACUUCCAUGCCAUUUAAGGAGGGAAUGUAGUCUACUACAGAAAGAGGUAAAGAUAAAAAUAGAAAUAAU
Messenger RNA from Heteronotia binoei (common prickly gecko), 1909 nucleotides. It is a transcript of the gene LIMD2, whose product is annotated as LIM domain containing 2. Bases 119 to 505 code for a protein of 128 amino acids. The record is from RefSeq and is a predicted model, not a curated record. Gene Ontology annotation, molecular function: actin filament binding. Gene Ontology annotation, cellular component: actin cytoskeleton; plasma membrane. Lineage: Eukaryota; Metazoa; Chordata; Lepidosauria; Squamata; Gekkonidae. Gene Ontology annotation, biological process: actin filament bundle assembly. The transcript is spliced from 4 exons.